Molecule: messenger RNA, 1785 nt
Organism: Aureobasidium melanogenum CBS 110374
Lineage: Eukaryota; Fungi; Ascomycota; Dothideomycetes; Dothideales; Saccotheciaceae
Exons: 2
Molecular function (GO): protein binding
Source: RefSeq, a predicted model, not a curated record
AUGUAUAAUCGACUACAUGAGAUCUCAGACGCGACUUCUGGAACUUGUUCCUGGGUUCUAGACAACAAUACCCUCCGAGAUUGGCAGCAUGCGCAGUGCGGACUCCUUUGGGUCAAGGGCAAGCCUGGUACCGGGAAAUCCACCAUCAUGAAAUAUCUGUGGGAUUAUUUUGCUCCAGCUAACAGCUCGGAAGCUAGAAUCACGGCGUCAUUUUUCUGCCAUGGUCGGGGGGUUGACCUUCAAAAGUCUUCAUCUGGUAUUUAUCGCGCCUUAUUGCAUCAACUCGUUGAACAGAUGCCCUCGUUACAUCAGGAUUUCGAGAAAAGGUUCCAAGCUCGUUGUAAAGCGCAAGGACCAUAUGGCUCUGCCUGGGAUUGGAUGGACGCUGAGCUAAGAGACUUCACAAAGGACUAUCUUCUGAGGUCUUGUUCUGAACUUGAGCUUCUCAUUUUUGUUGACGCUCUUGAUGAAUGUGGAGAGGACUGUGCCCGGGAACUCCUUGACUUCUUUCAGCGUGUUGUCACUGCUUCGGAAGCACAAAAUGACAGUACGCUCAAGAUUUGCGUUUCCUCUAGGCAUUAUCCACUCGUUCGAGCCGAUGUUCUGUUCGAAGUUGUCGUGGACGGCGAGAACUCCGCAGAUAUCCACCUAUACGUCGAUCAGAAACUCAACGCGUUCCGCGACAGUACUCAAAGACAUGACGAGCUGGUAUUGUCUAUUGCUUCCCGAGCUGGAGAAAUCUUUCAAUGGAGCGUUCUGGUGGUUGCUAAGGUGAUUCGAUCCCUGGAAGGUAGGAAGCCUGUAGAACUUAUCUUGCGGGACAUCGAAGAAACACCGCAACAACUAUUUCAACUCUAUCGCCAAAUUGUCCGGUCGUAUUUGGACGAUACAAAUGUCGACCUACGGGAUAAGAAACAGUUCUCUGAUCUUUUCCAGUGGGUCGCUCUUGCAAAACGGCCACUUUCAGUCCUUGAGUUGAGGUCUGCUUUGCUGAUCGACUGGGUCGAUCAACACUCUCAGCACUCGCUACCAACCUAUGCUGAUUUGUAUGCGCGCGAUCCCUUUGGUGCUGACGUCGAGUUCUUGUCUUGCGGACUUGCGAAAGUGGUCGAAGAGCUACAUUACAACUCUGUUUUCCUUACGGUCGAGUUCAUCCAUCAUUCGGUUCAGGACUACUUUUUAAGUGGUGGGGGUCUCCAAGAUCUUCAAGAUCUUCAAGAUUCUGAUUCUGCAACGACAGCUAGGCGUACGGCAGAACUUAACAUUACGGGGACAUGCCACAAGUCUGUUCUUCUCUCUGACGCAGAUGCUCAUAUUCGGCAUCCGCUUCUCGAUUACGCUCUCGAAUACAUCUUCUUGCAUGCUCGAUCGGCUGAGGAGGGACAGGCAAUGCAGAAUGAUCUUGUCCAGAUACUCAACUUCCCCCAAGAUGAUUGUAUGACAAACUUAGCAAAGUUUUCCUCUCUGUACAGAUGCAAUCUCCUCCAUGUUGCGGCACGCUUCGAUAUACCCAACCUCAUCAGUAGUGUACUGGACCUGGCGCCUAAGCUGAAUGCUCUCGACAGCGAAGGAGCGACACCACUGAUGCUGGCUGCCCAGAAUGGCUAUAUCAGGAUCGUGGAGCAACUUGUUCAGACCCAAAGAGCACAUUUGAACGCAAAGAAUCCUGAUUGUGCCACAGCAUUACAUCUGGCAAUCGAACAUGGACAUGUGGAUAUAGCCAAGGCUUUGAUCCAUCAUGGGGCAAAUGUCCGAGCCAGAGAUUGCUAUCAUUUGACACCUUUG